AUGUCACUGCUUCUUAAUCAACGUGUUCAGGACUUCGCUUGCCCAUUUGAUGACUUCCAAUGCUCUACUUCCGAACAAAGGAACUCAUGGUUGUCAUCUUUUGAAACGGAUAACACGAACCUGAUCAUCAUGAACCCAUCGCACGUCUCAAAUCUCAGUAGUCUAUGCGAAAUCAUCCUACCAAACUCGCAAACACCCGCUAUCCGCACCUUCAUUGCUCCAACCGAAAGCAUAAAUCCAGAAAAUGAGAGCACCCCAAUUGAGAUACCAAAGGCCCAGCGCCAUGGUGAAUCAAAACACAUUCAGCAUAAUAUUACCAACCGGUUUCGAUUUGUCUAUAGACAAUUCCACCAGCUUCUAUGGCACCUAGUGGCAACGCCUUCAAAGUUUCAAGCCGCCAGCUCGCUUCAGGCCAUAUUCACACUCCAGACUGCCAAAAACUGGUUCUCUCAUCUCCCAUUAACAGGUGGUAUGGUGCCGAUGCCAGAUGACGACUUCAACGAUCGAAUCUUCGGUUUUCUACAACGAAACUGGACUGUUUCGCCAUGGUUCCGAGACUUCAUCCAGAGUAUCGUCGACCGAAAACUUGACGCAGAUUUGCCAACUUACUUCACCAAUCUAGACCCCCUCUGGGACCUCUGGGAUGAGUCUCAACGAGCGAAAGAGCUGAAUUCUCAAUUAUUAGCCGAACCAUCACUAUUCGCGGCUAUUUAUCAUUGCUGCGGGGGUAAGAAGCGUCAGAUAGGAAAGCCAUACAAGCGUACCCUUCGAACAAGGGAUACUACCCUUGGAGCAGAUCCUCUCGCAAUUUGGGAGAAUGCAAUGAUUGAUCCAUUACCCAUGUCUCGGAAAAGGGUAAGGACUUCAGAUAACCGACCAAUUUACUUGAGCCAAAGUUCCUUCUCUGCCAAAGCUUCCGAAGACAGAGUGCUACUAGCUACCGAUAUCGAUGAUAUGCUAUUACCGGCAUCACCAGCAAGUUCAUCCGGAUCUACAGUCACUGCUGUUCGAUGUAGUGAUCUCCUCUCGGAGGAAAACCCUGCAAACGAGGGUGAUAUUAGCUUCUCGGGUUGUAUCGAGGUUGUUGAUCCGGAUCGUUGGAAUAGCACGGAUGCACCAAGCGCUAUGGAUAUUACGACACCCCAAAAAAGUAUUGGGUUUGUAGAAGGGCUGUCAGAUCCAGCUUUCGACUCCAAGUUCUCAGAUGUCUGGCUUGUAGAGGCUUUUACUCCUGCAUCAGAGCUUCCCUGUAACUUUGGCCCCAGAAAAUCGAGUACACCGACAAGGACCGUAAUGGUUGAUGAAGUAGCUAAUCAAGGCUAG
Orbilia oligospora ATCC 24927 is the source of this 1323-nucleotide messenger RNA. RefSeq lists its product as uncharacterized. The record is from RefSeq and is a predicted model, not a curated record. The transcript is spliced from 2 exons. Bases 1 to 1323 code for a protein of 440 amino acids. Lineage: Eukaryota; Fungi; Ascomycota; Orbiliomycetes; Orbiliales; Orbiliaceae.